This is a messenger RNA of Alternaria incomplexa, 1446 nucleotides long. RefSeq lists its product as uncharacterized. The record is from RefSeq and is a predicted model, not a curated record. Gene Ontology annotation, biological process: glycerophospholipid biosynthetic process. The coding region runs from base 1 to 1446 and encodes 481 amino acids. Gene Ontology annotation, cellular component: mitochondrion. Lineage: Eukaryota; Fungi; Ascomycota; Dothideomycetes; Pleosporales; Pleosporaceae. The transcript has a single exon.
AUGUCUCCCUCCGCUGUUGAGAACGAGGCUCAGACUACCUCCAACAAGGCUCCUGAGCUUCCCAUCCCAGCUGACCCUCAACAAGAUGGCACCGACAACACCGUCGAGGUCCCAGCGACCCGAAGUGCCAUGGCCGACACCACUGGCUACAUGCACAACCUCUCCCUCUCGCCUUCCAUGAAGGAGAGGAGAGGAUCCCGCAACUCCUUCGGUACCUCACUGCCCAUCCCCCGUUCCAAGAGGCAGUCGAGGCUCUCGUCCGUUCACUACCCCGAUGGCCGUGGUGCCGCUGUCCGCCCUGGCAUGCCCCCGAUCCAGCCAUCUCGCGACAUCAUCGCUGCCCAGCUUCAAGAUCUCGCUGGCGAGAAGGUCCGCGCCGCCAAGGACAUGGCUUUCGUCUUCGACAUUGACGGUGUCCUCGUCCACGGUGACCGUCUGAUCCCCGAGGGACAGCGCGUCCUCGAGAUCCUGAACGGAGACAACGAGCUCGGCAUCAAGAUCCCCCACAUCUUCCUGACCAACGGUUCCGGUAAGCCCGAGCAGGCUCGUGUCGACCAGCUGUCCAAGAUCCUCCACAACCCCAUCUCGACCGAGCAGUUCAUCCAGUCGCACACUCCCAUGCGUGCUUUGGCCGAAUACUACAAGACCGUCCUCGUUGUCGGUGGUGAGGGCUACAAGUGCCGUGAGGUUGCCGAGCAAUACGGCUUCCAAGACAUUGUCGUCCCUAACGACAUCAUUGCCUGGGACCCCACCAUCGCCCCCUACCGUGUCUUCACCGACGAGGAGCGCAAGACUUCCCGUCCCCGCGACUUCAGCAAGGUCAACAUCGAGGCCAUCAUGGUCUUCUCCGACAGCCGUGACUACGCCACCGACAUCCAGAUCAUCAUGGAUCUCCUCCAGUCCGAGAACGGCAAGUUUGGAACUCGCGCCAAGGACCCCGUCUCCCAGCGCAUCCCCAUCUACUUCUCCCAGGGCGACAUGCUGUGCCCCACCGAGCACCCCUUCCCCCGCAUGUCCCAGGGUGCCUUCCGCAUUGGUCUCGAGGCCAUGUACAAGUCGCUCACCGGCGUCGAACUCGAGCGUGUCGUCUACGGCAAGCCCGAACUGGCUACCUACAAGUACGCCGACGAGGUCAUCGCCUCCUGGAUGGAGACCAUCCACAACGACGAGAAGCUGCCCGCCAACAUCUACAUGAUCGGUGACAACCCUGCUUCCGACAUCGUCGGUGGUAACAUGUACGGCUGGAACACUUGCCUUGUCCGCACCGGUGUCUUCCAGGGCGGCGACAACGACGAGCAGAACCCUGCUUCCUUCGGUGUCUUCAAGAACGUCUUCGAGGCUGUUACCACCGCUAUAAAGAAGGAGCUUGGCGAGGACUUCAAGUUCAAGUUUGACGACAAGAUGAACCCUGUCAACCUUGAGGGUGGCCAGUCUGCCAUUGCUUAA